ACUGCUCUGCUUCUAGGGUUUAUCCUCUUCUCCUGCAGCUCGGAUUUCUUCCAUCCUCGAGCAAUGGCGUCGGUGCAGCUCUGCGGCUCCGCGGUCGGUGCGGCUGCCCCAGUCCAGGGCCUCCGCGCACCCACGUCGGCUGCUGUCGGGGUCCGCCCGGCGCGGAGGGCGGUCGGCGGGCUCGUCGUCAGGGCCGCCACCGUCGUCGCCCCCAAGUACACGACGGUCAAGCCCUUGGCCGACAGAGUACUUCUCAAGACUAAGACCGCUGAGCAGAAGACAACUGGUGGAAUAUUGCUCCCUUCAGCUGCUCAGUCUAAACCUCAGAGCGGUGAGGUAGUUGCUAUUGGAGAGGGAAGAAUCUUUGGGGAUAGCAAAGUGGAAGUCGGCAUCAAGGUUGGUGCUCAGGUUGUAUAUUCAAGGUAUGCUGGAACAGAGGUGGAGUUGAAUGAUGCCAACCAUCUGAUUCUAAGAGAGGACGAUAUCAUUGGUAUUCUGGAGACAGAUGACGCGAAAGACAUGAAGCCUCUUAGUGACCGUGUUCUUAUCAAGGUAGCUGUAGCUGAAGAUAAAACUGCUGGUGGUCUGCUGCUUACCGAUAGUGUUAAGGAGAAGCCAUCUAUUGGAAUGGUUGUUGCCGUCGGCCCAGGCCAUCUGGACGAGGAAGGCAAGAGGAUCCCGCUGCCGGUCUCUGAAGGCAGCUCUGUUCUGUACUCGAAGUACGCCGGCGCCGAGUUCAAGGGUGCUGACGGCACAAACUAUAUCGUGUUGAGGGUAUCCGAUCUGAUGGCUGUCCUCUCCUGAGCUAGAUUUCGCCAGGCAUGUGCGGGCGCAAGCGGCAGCAUUUUGAUCAUAAAUUGUUCCAGGGAAAACUGGAUGCAUCGCAUGAAGAGUAAUGAGGAGGUCCCCUUCGGUGUCUGGCUUCAAGUACUCGUGCGUUCUAUCUCUUGGCCCUGUCAAGGUUGUGUUGUCAGCAUGAUACUGUUAGUUGAUGAUCCGGUUUUUGGUCCUACUGUGCACCAAGAUUAUAAAUCAAAUUGGACUGCACACAAUCACAA
Molecule: messenger RNA, 1058 nt
Organism: Lolium rigidum
Lineage: Eukaryota; Viridiplantae; Streptophyta; Magnoliopsida; Poales; Poaceae
Product: 20 kDa chaperonin, chloroplastic-like
Exons: 5
Coding region: 64-804 (246 amino acids)
Biological process (GO): positive regulation of superoxide dismutase activity
Cellular component (GO): mitochondrial matrix; chloroplast
Molecular function (GO): transition metal ion binding; ATP binding; protein-folding chaperone binding
Source: RefSeq, a predicted model, not a curated record